AUGAAGAAUCAUCAUUAUCACAUUUUUCUCUUCACAUUUUUCACCUUAUUUUGUAUAACUCAAUCCUUUGAUUAUGCUGAUGCACUCUCUAAAAGCCUCCUUUACUUCGAAGCUCAACGCUCCGGGAGGUUGCCGUAUAACCAACGCGUCAAUUGGCGCCACCAUUCCGGCCUCACCGAUGGUCUAGAACAAGGGGUGGACUUGGUUGGAGGAUACUAUGAUGCAGGUGAUCAUGUGAAAUUCGGUUUACCAAUGGCAUUUACUGUCACAAUGCUGUCAUGGAGUGCUAUUGAAUAUAGGCAACAGAUUAUAGAAGCCGGUGAGCUUCGACAUGUGAUGGAAGCGAUUAAAUGGGGAACUGAUUAUUUCAUCAAAGCUCAUACUAGCCCUAAUGUGUUAUGGGCAGAGGUGGGUGAUGGAGACACUGACCAUUAUUGCUGGCAACGUCCGGAGGAUAUGACAACUUCAAGAAGAGCAUUUAAGAUAGAUGAGAAGAAUCCAGGUUCAGAUCUGGCUGGAGAAACUGCUGCAGCUAUGGCAGCUGCUUCCAUUGUGUUUAGGAAAACUGAUCCACAUUACUCUCAACUACUUUUGCACCAUGCUCAUCAGCUGUUUGAGUUUGGGGACAAGUACAGAGGAGAAUAUGAUGGAAGUGUUGGAGUAGUGAAAAACUACUAUGCGUCGGUGAGUGGAUAUAUGGAUGAGUUAUUGUGGGGAGCUAUGUGGCUGUAUAAGGCCACCGACAGAGAACAUUAUUUUGACUACAUUAUUUCUAAGGCUCAUACCUUUGGUGGUAUUGGUUGGUCCAUUACAGAAUUUAGCUGGGAUGUUAAAUAUGCUGGUCUUCAAAUCAUAGCAUCAAAGUUUUUGAUGGAUGAAAAACACAAGAAACAUGCUGAUAUACUAGAACAGUACAAAUCAAAAGCAGAGUACUAUAUAUGUUCAUGUCUCAACAAAAACAAUAGAAGCAGCAAUGUGGAAAGAACACCAGCUGGAUUACUCUAUGUAAGAGAAUGGAACAACAUGCAAUAUGUUUCAACUGCAUCAUUUCUACUCACAGUUUACUCUGACUUUCUCAAAAGUGAAAAUCAAAAGCUCAAUUGUCAAAAUGGAAUUGUGGGCCAUGAAGAGAUUCUAAGUUUUGCUAAGUCACAAGUUGAUUACAUUUUGGGUUCAAACCCACUUAACAUGAGCUACUUAGUGGGCUAUGGGCCUAAGUAUCCCAAAAGGGUGCAUCAUAGAGGUGCAUCCAUUGUAUCAUAUAAAGAGAAUAAAGGGUUCAUAGGGUGCACACAAGGUUAUGAUAAUUGGUAUGGUGUCCAAGAACCAAAUCCUAAUAUUUUGGUUGGAGCUUUGGUUGGAGGACCUGAUAAUGAAGACAAUUUUGUGGAUCAAAGGAACAAUUAUGUGCAAACUGAGGCUUGCACUUAUAAUACUGCUCCAUUAGUUGGAGUUUUUGCAAAAUUCUUGCAAAUAGGGAAUAGAAGUCUGGUUCAGGAUUCUGAUUCACUUUUAGUUGCUUCCUUUUGA
Lathyrus sativus (Indian pea) is the source of this 1530-nucleotide messenger RNA. NCBI's taxonomy places the organism in Eukaryota, Viridiplantae, Streptophyta, Magnoliopsida, Fabales, Fabaceae. The record is from the annotation of a GenBank genome assembly.